GCACCACUAUUACAUAACGUUACACUGGAAGUUGAGUUCAGUUGGCUGCGCAUGCAAAGAAACUUUUUAACAAACAGAAGCAGACUGACUAAACAUGGCAGAAGUGAAAGCAAGCAAUAUCUUGAUCACAGGAGCCAACCGGGGCUUGGGCUUAGAAAUGGUGAAGCAGCUUUCUGAGAAUUCUUGUCCAAAUCAGCAUGUUUUUGCUACGUGCCGUGACCCAGAGGGACCAAGGUCUGAGGCACUGAGAGAACUGGCAAAAAAGUAUCCAAGUGUAAUCACUAUCAUACGUCUUGACGCUGAUGAUCCAUGCAGUAUCAAGGAGUCUGCCAAAAAAGUGGGUGCUUUACUCGGAGCAAAUGGAUUGAACCUACUGGUGAAUAAUGCUGCAAUCUUGGCACGUGGCAUCAUUAAGACCAGCCAGGCUGAGGACAUGAAAAACUCCUUCAACACCAAUGUCAUAGGACCCUUAUUGAUCAUUCAGGAGUAUCUUCCAUAUCUACAGACAGCAGCCAAAGCAAGUGGGACACCAGGCAUGUCCAGUAAUAAAGCAGCGAUCAUCAACAUUUCCACUCUUGGAGGAUCUAUGACUAAAAUGCCAGCAAUGUUCUCUCAGUUCCCAGUGCUGCCAUAUUGUGUGAGCAAGGCAGGAUUUAACAUGCUGACUGUUUUGGCUGCUGAGGAGGUAAAGGGGGAUGAGAUUCUCUGCAUGGUGCUUCAUCCGGGAUGGGUAAAGACUGAUCUGGGUGGAAAAAAUGCGACACUUGAACCGAAAGAGAGUGUGGAGGGGAUGCUGCGUGUCAUUGGUGGUCUUACCGAGAAGGAGCAUGGUGGAUUUCUGGACUACACUGGAGCAACUCUGCCCUGGUAAACCAGAAGAAGAAAAAAUAUCUCCAACAUGAGAACUCUCAAAAUGGCUGAUCCAGGUCCAAACUGCUCGAUUUAAUUCAUUAGCCAUAAAAACCACAUUAUUAUCUCUUAUUGUAUGUUUAUGACUGACACAUUAUUGAUAUAAAGCCAUAUUUGUACCAGUAAUCACUUAAUGAAGCUAAUCACUUAAUGAACUUAUAAAGCGGUACUGUGUUUUUUAUCGUACAUUGCAGAAACUUCUUUUAUCAAACAUACAUGGGUGGUUCUAGAAAAUUAUUAAUAGGUUGGCAAAGGGGUGACACCAGGACGCUGAGGAGUGGAAAGACUAAACGCCUUAAAUACUGUUAAAGCAAUAUCUUACAUAGAGCAUAAUACACAAUAAUGACACCAAAUGAGCCAUAAUACACAAUAAUGACACCAAAGGAGCAGACUGAAUUAAAUUUAAAAAAAAAAAAAACAUAUAUUAUAAUCCUUCCCAGAGAAGGGUUGCAGCUGGAAGGGCAUCCGCUGCAAAAAAAAGUGUGCUGGAUAAGUUGGCGGUUCAUUCCGCUGUGGCAACCCAAGAUUAAUAAAAGGACUAAGCCUAAAAGAAAAUGAAUGAAUGAAUGAAUGAAUUGUUAUCCAUGAAAUGGAAAGUAUGAAAAAUAUAUUCUAAGAUAAAAUAAGAUUUACAUUUAUAUGGAGCCUAAUUUACUAUUGCUUUGUUAGUAAGUGUAUUGAGAAUGCUUUUGGAAGUACUUGGAGAUCAACAGUAGUGUGGGGAAAAUCCUAAUGGGUGAAUAUUGUUGUUCAUCCACUAGAGGACAGCAUUUACUGUGUGGUGGGUAGGUACCUAUUCAUAUCAUGUGAUUAAAUACUUGAAUUUGGGUUUAAUUUAACAAGUAUUUGUGUCAGGAAAUAUAGUUCUUCUAUAGACUCAUGAACUCUUUUAUUGUAAUUAAUGUUUUUUUGUUUUGUUUUUUUGCUUUAUGAAUGUUAUUACAUGGACAAUAAAUCAACAAACC
Messenger RNA from Danio rerio (zebrafish), 1874 nucleotides. Its product is annotated as zgc:92161. NCBI's taxonomy places the organism in Eukaryota, Metazoa, Chordata, Actinopteri, Cypriniformes, Danionidae. The record is from RefSeq and is marked validated.